Ochlerotatus camptorhynchus is the source of this 1440-nucleotide messenger RNA. RefSeq lists its product as uncharacterized. NCBI's taxonomy places the organism in Eukaryota, Metazoa, Arthropoda, Insecta, Diptera, Culicidae. Bases 1 to 1440 code for a protein of 479 amino acids. Gene Ontology annotation, molecular function: DNA binding. The transcript is spliced from 4 exons. The record is from RefSeq and is a predicted model, not a curated record.
AUGGAUGGUGUACAGUGCUGCGUGAAGAUAUCGGGUGCCUUAUCGGACUCGUUUGAAAAUCACAAAGGACUUCAACAAGGCAAUGGUCAUUUCUGCCUCCUGUUCAACAUUGCGCUAGAAGGUGUUAUGAAACGUGCGGGCUUUAACAUGCGGGGCACGAUCUUCAAUAAGUCCAGCAAGUUCAUCUGUUUCGCUGACGACUUGGACAUUGUCGGAAGAACGUUUCAGGCCGUGGCGGAGCAGUACACCAGGCUGAAACGUGAAGCAGAGAAGGUUGGAUUAAAAGUGAAUACGUCGAAGACAAAGUAUCUGUUAGCUGGAGGAACCGAGCGGGAUACGGCUCGCAUAGACAGAAGCGUGACAAUCGAUGGAGAUGAGUUCGAGGUGGUGGAUGAAUUUGUGUACCUCGGAUCAUUGGUGACGUCGAAUAACAACUCAUCACCAUGUGCCCAGUUGUCAGCACCGAAGUCUACAUUCCGUUAUCCCGAAGUCUGCAUUCCAGUGUCUCAAACUCUGUAUCCCGGUGCAUUGGCAAGCACAUCGACGUCACUCCCACCGGCAUCAUCGCAAGCAUCAACCAACCAGUCUCCACCAGCUGCUCAUUCUGCAUCGCCAGCACCAACAUACCAGUUAUCGACACCACUCCUACCGACAUCAUCGUGUCAUCCACCGCCAGCUACUCCUGUUGCAGCUGCUUCUUCUUCGAAAGCUUUCAAAGCGUUGUCAAUAUCUCCAGCAAGGUCUUCGUUGGUACCCAAUAUUCAACCCGAAUCUCUGCCAUCGCCUUCGCGAACUGCGUCACCACCACAGUCACCACUACAGCCGAUGAAUGAUUCAACAGACGAUUCCGAUACAGACGAUGGAAGCAAGGAUGAAAAAUAUGCCAAACUUUUGGCCAAACAUCAGAAGCAAGCGGAAAUGUUGAAAGCAUCACGAAAGAAAAAUGUAAAUUUCAAGUUACAGCUGGCCGAAAUGAAGGAUCUUGUGGUACAUGCGGUGGCUGAGGCUAAAAAGGCGAGAAUGGGUGAAAAUGUGAACACUACAUUUCAACCUGAUCCGGAUAUUAAUAUGCCCGUGGCGCAAAUCGAGAACAUUAACGGAAUUUCGAAAUCUGUUGCCUCAUUUGCACAGAAUCUGGCCCUUCAUUUGUAUGGAGCUCAAAACCUUCGAGAGAGAUCAGUGAAGGGUCGUUCAUCAAAUCGAAUGAAAAAUGUUCCAAAUGACAACCCUAUUCGUCCCGGCAUUUCACCAAAAAAGUUGGAGUUCAUCUACGCUAAAGCACGAGAACGGGUGGCCCUGGAGGUUGGAUCGAAUAAUUUAGGGCAAAUCAAAACUUUGUCCCAUGAAAGCGUUGUGAACAAAGCAAUUGCAGAAAAAAUUGCUAAUUUAAGAAAGGCUGCAAAAAAUUCCGAAAGGCUCAUCAAUAAUAGUGUCGCUUGA